AUUGGUUGAUUGCACGCACUCUCAGUUGACUCUCAAUUGACUCUCAGAUCAGUCUAUGAGAGAGUGUUUGACAACUCAUGUCAUUUGAGUUGACGUUUCCAUCGAAUCAUUGACUGAUUAACUGAUCCAUCGAUUCAUUGAACAACUGUUUAAACAACUUUCGGUCAAAUGGGCAGUAAUUGUAGUAAUAAGACAACGGAUCCGUUAGAUGUGAUAAAAGCAUUGAGACAACAGUCGAACGAUAUCUCAAAUGCCGAUCAACACAACGUCUUCUUCGUGUUCGGCGCUUCGGGCGAUUUAGCAAAAAAGAAAAUAUAUCCGACUCUAUGGGCUCUGUUCAGAGACCGACUGAUUCCUCGAAGAACUGUUAUUAUUGGUUACGCGAGAACUAAACUAACGGUCGAAGACUUGAAGACAAAUAUUUCGAAAUAUAUUCAAAUCAAAGACGAAAACGAAAAUCAAAAGUUCGAAAGAUUUUUGAAUCAAAAUCAUUAUAUAAAUGGAAAUUACGAUAAAACACAAGAUUUCUGUCGACUCAACGAUUUUGCCGAACAAUUCGAGACCACUUUCGCGACGGCUAACCGACUCUUCUAUUUGGCUCUUCCGCCCAAUGUGUUUGCACCCGUCACCAAACUGAUCCGCGAGACUUGCAUGUCAACAAAAGGUUGGAAUCGCGUGAUAAUAGAGAAGCCUUUUGGACACGAUUUUGAGUCUUCGGCCGAAUUGUCGCGUCAUUUAUCGGAUUUGUUUAAAGAGAACGAAAUCUAUAGAAUCGAUCACUACUUGGGCAAAGAAAUGGUUCAAAACCUCAUGAUUUUGAGAUUCGGAAAUCGCAUUUUCAACCCGAUUUGGAACCGCGAUAACGUGGCCUCAAUUCAGAUCACUUUCAAAGAACCGUUCGGAACUCAAGGUCGCGGCGGAUAUUUCGACUCUUUUGGUAUAAUUCGAGAUAUAAUGCAAAACCAUUUGUUGCAAAUCCUGUGUUUGGUUGCGAUGGAAAAACCCGUUUCUUCCAAACCCGAAGACAUUCGCGACGAAAAGGUCAAAGUCCUGAAAUGCACGCAAACUCUGACUUUGGAUGACAUUGUUUUGGGACAAUAUAUUGGCGACAAAACGGCCGACGGCGACGCCAAAUACGGCUAUCUGGACGACCCGACCGUUCCUUCGGGAUCAACAACACCGACAUUUGCUUUGGCGUUGUGUCGAAUUCGGAACGAGAGAUGGGAUGGGGUUCCCUUCUUCUUGAGAUGCGGAAAAGCAACGAAUGAACGAAAAGCCGAAAUUCGGAUUCAGUUUCGAGAUGUGGCCGCAGAUAUCUUCAGCGGACAAUGCAAACGCAACGAACUCGUGAUUCGGGUUCAGCCCGGAGAAGCAGUUUACGUCAAGUUCAUGACUAAAGCUCCGGGAAUGUCAUUCAAGUUGGAGGAAACGGAACUCGAUUUGACCUAUACUUCCAGAUAUAAGAGCUCAGAAACACUUCAAAACUCAAACGAAGCCAUUUUGCCGGAUGCCUACGAACGCCUGAUUAUGGACGUGUUCGCCGGAUCUCCGGCCAAUUUCGUUCGUUCGGAUGAAUUGGCGGAGGCGUGGCGUGUCUUCACUCCAGUUUUACAUCAAAUAGAAAAAGAAAAAGUCCAACCCUUGCCUUACGUUUACGGUUCUCGAUGUCCCAAACAAGCCGACGACUUUUGUAUUGCUCAUGGAUUCAAGUUUUACGGGACUUACAAGUGGACAGAUCCCAACGAAAAGACAACAAAUAAAUAAAGAGUUUUUGAAAUU
Molecule: messenger RNA, 1779 nt
Organism: Oppia nitens
Lineage: Eukaryota; Metazoa; Arthropoda; Arachnida; Sarcoptiformes; Oppiidae
Gene: Zw
Product: glucose-6-phosphate 1-dehydrogenase-like
Exons: 7
Coding region: 169-1764 (531 amino acids)
Biological process (GO): glucose metabolic process; pentose-phosphate shunt, oxidative branch
Cellular component (GO): cytosol
Molecular function (GO): NADP binding; glucose-6-phosphate dehydrogenase activity
Source: RefSeq, a predicted model, not a curated record